GCCCAGAGGGGGCGGGGCAGGGAAGGGAAAGAGGGGAUGGUUCUGGGGUCCCAUAACUGAGUGGAGCAGGCGACGGUGCUGUAGCUGGUGGAAGGAAGUCCUGGAGGCCAUGGACAGUCAGCCACUGGGAUCACCGAGAUGAGCAGCAGCUGCUCAGGGCUGAGCAGGGUCCUCGUGGCCGUGGCUACAGCCCUGGUGUCUGCCUCCUCCCCUUGCCUCCAGGCCUGGGGCCCCCCAGGGGUCCAGUAUGGGCAACCUGGCAGGUCCGUGAUGCUGUGUUGCCCUGGAGUGACUGCUGGGACCCCGGUGUUCUGGUUUCGGGACGGGGAGCCAAGGCUGCUCCAGGGACCCGACUCUGGGCUAGGGAACGAACUGGUCCUGGCCCAGGUAGACAGCACUGACGAGGGCACAUACACCUGCCGGACCCUGGAUGGUGCACUUGUGGGCACGGUGACCCUGCAGCUGGGCUACCCCCCAGCCCGCCCUGUUGUUUCCUGCCGAGCAGCUGACUAUGAGAACUUCUCCUGCACUUGGAGUUCCAGCCAGGUCAGCGGUUUACCCACCCGCUACCUCACCUCCUACAGGAAGAAGAUGGUGCCAGGAGCUGAUGGUCAGAGGAUGAGUCCAUCCACAGGGCCUUGGCCAUGUCCCCAGGACCCCCUAGGGACUGCCCGCUGUGUAGUCCAUGGGGCAGAGUUCUGGAGCCAGUACCGGAUUAAUGUGACUGAGGUGAACCCACUGGGUGCCAGCACACGCCUGCUGGAUGUAAGCUUGCAGAGCAUCUUGCGUCCUGACCCACCCCAGGGGCUGAGGGUGGAGUCGGUAACCGGUUACCCCCGUCGCCUGCGUGCCAGCUGGACAUACCCCGCCUCUUGGCCCCGCCAGCCCCACUUCCUGCUCAAGUUCCGGCUGCAGUACCGCCCAGCACAGCAUCCUGCCUGGUCCACGGUAGAGCCAGCUGGAUUGGAGGAGGUGAUCACCGAUGCUGUGGCUGGGCUGCCCCAUGCCGUGCGAGUUAGUGCCCGGGACUUUCUGGACGCUGGCACCUGGAGCGCCUGGAGCCCUGAGGCCUGGGGAACUCCGAGCACUGGGCCCCUACUGAAGGACAUACCAGCUGGGGGCCAGUUACACAAGCAGCUGGAGGCAGAGCCUCAGGCGGACAGCCCCACUCCUCCAAGGCCCUCCCUCCAGCCAGACCCGCAACCACUUGAUCACAGGGACCCCCUGGAGCAGGUGGCUGUACUGGCAUCUUUGGGAAUCUUCUCUUUCCUGGGACUGGUGGCUGGGGCCCUGGCACUGGGGCUCUGGUAA
Galeopterus variegatus (Sunda flying lemur) is the source of this 1311-nucleotide messenger RNA. RefSeq names its product interleukin 11 receptor, alpha (gene IL11RA). The record is from RefSeq and is a predicted model, not a curated record. Gene Ontology annotation, cellular component: membrane. The transcript has 11 exons. The coding region runs from base 139 to 1311 and encodes 390 amino acids. Gene Ontology annotation, molecular function: cytokine receptor activity; protein binding. NCBI's taxonomy places the organism in Eukaryota, Metazoa, Chordata, Mammalia, Dermoptera, Cynocephalidae.